UGGUCUUCUAUUCCUCGUAAUUUCUCUGCUCCUUCCAUAGAAGAUACACACGCACGCGCUUGCCUAUAUAAAUACACGCGCAUACCAUGCUUUUUAUAUGAUUCUCUUCUGACCCGCACUUUCAGAACCAGCAGGCUUCUUUCACUUCAGCGUUUUUGAAUUAAGAAAUGGGACAAGCUUUGGGUUGUAUUCAAGUGGACCAGUCCACUGUUGCUAUCAAAGAAACUUUUGGGAAGUUUGAUGAUGUGCUUGAACCUGGUUGUCACUGUCUGCCUUGGUGUUUGGGGAGCCAGGUCGCUGGUCACCUUACUUUACGUGUACAACAGCUCGAUGUUCGAUGUGAAACAAAAACCAAGGACAAUGUGUUUGUUAAUGUGGUUGCAUCCAUUCAGUACAGAGCCUUGGCUGAUAAAGCUUCAGAUGCUUUCUACAGGCUCAGCAAUACCAGAUCACAGAUACAAGCCUAUGUCUUUGAUGUUAUUAGGGCAAGUGUUCCAAAGCUGGACCUGGAUGCAACCUUUGAACAGAAAAAUGACAUAGCAAAAGCUGUGGAAGAAGAACUAGAGAAGGCCAUGUCACAUUAUGGAUACGAGAUAGUUCAAACUCUUAUUGUGGACAUUGAACCUGAUGAGCAUGUAAAGAGAGCAAUGAAUGAAAUCAAUGCAGCUGCCAGGAUGAGGUUGGCUGCAAACGAGAAAGCUGAGGCAGAGAAAAUACUGCAAAUCAAGCGUGCUGAGGGAGAUGCAGAAUCAAAGUAUUUGGCAGGGCUUGGUAUUGCUCGUCAGCGGCAGGCGAUUGUUGAUGGGCUAAGGGACAGUGUGCUAGCCUUUUCUGUGAAUGUACCAGGCACAACGUCAAAGGAUGUCAUGGACAUGGUUCUAGUCACUCAAUAUUUUGAUACCAUGAAGGAAAUCGGUGCAUCCUCAAAGUCAAACUCUGUUUUCAUCCCACAUGGACCCGGUGCUGUGAAGGACAUUGCAUCACAGAUAAGAGAAGGUCUCCUUCAGGCCAGUGCUACGACUCAGUAGUGUUCUAAUCAGGCAAUAUGUUUGUCUGAGUAAAAAAUUGAUGAUAAUAAGUUAAGUUUGGUUGAAUUUUCG
Molecule: messenger RNA, 1100 nt
Organism: Pistacia vera
Lineage: Eukaryota; Viridiplantae; Streptophyta; Magnoliopsida; Sapindales; Anacardiaceae
Product: hypersensitive-induced response protein 2
Exons: 6
Coding region: 168-1028 (286 amino acids)
Source: RefSeq, a predicted model, not a curated record